GGCGGUGUAGCACCACCCCCGACAGACGGGGCCGAGCAUGCGCCGCGGGGCCUGGCGGCGGGCCGCGGUUUGCGUGGGGUCCAAGGCGGAAGCGGGCGCUGCGUGAGGGGGCCUGUCCCCAUGGCGACCGCUGCGGAGGGGCUGCUGGAGGCCGGUGCGCAGCCCGCCAAACAGCCUGCUGUUGAAACAGCGGAAGAAGCUAAGGAACCAGCAGAGGCAGACAUCAAUGAACUCUGUAAAGACAUGUUCAACAAAAUGGCCACUUACUUAACAGGUGAACUGACAGCCACCAGUGAAGACUACAAACUCUUGGAAAACAUGAAUAAGCUGACUAGUUUGAAGUACCUAGAAAUGAAAGAUAUUGCUAUAAACAUCAGUAGAAAUCUGAAGGAUUUAAAUAAAAAAUAUGCUGCUCUUCAGCCAUAUCUGGAACAGAUCAACCUAAUUGAGGAACAAGUUGCAGCUCUGGAGCAGGCAGCUUAUAAAUUGGAUGCGUAUUCCAAAAAACUUGGCUGCAGAGUUGACUGUGCUGCUUUUGAGCAACGAACAUUGUAUGUGAAGUAAAGCCAAGUACAAAAAACUGGAGAAACGGUGAAAUUACAACAGUCUUUAAGUUGGAGUUGGGCUAUGAGUCAGACUGAUUUCUCUCUAAGUUACACAAUAGCAAUUCUGUAUGUUGACAAGGAUUUGGUUACAGCUAACAUCAAAGCUGAUAACUUUUUCUAUCUAUUGAAUACAGUAGGCUGUAUUCAGGCUUAAGGCUGAAUAAUAUUUUCCUCUUCUCAAGAGGUUCUGUUGCCUUAGUUGUUCUGCAGUGAAAAGUAGAAGCCUGUUCCUAACCGCUAUGUUGAUACUGGCUGUGUGUUAGUCCUAUGUCCCACAUGAAACAGUCUAUCUAGGAAAAGCCCUUCAUAACCUAUAAAGACCUUAUCCCUUAGUAACAGCAAGACCUGAACUUCAUUUUUAAGUUCACUGAGCUCUGUGUUGAGAAGAUACCUGGAGUUAUGAGCAUGGUAUUGAGAACACUUCAUUUUGGUAUCCACCUUUAUCUGUUUAAAAGAGAGAGACUAAUUAUUAUAAAUUUACAAUAAAACAACUUGCCGCAUUUGUCUCUCAUGAAUCACAAAUUCCUGUUGGAAAGAUUA
Messenger RNA from Pezoporus flaviventris, 1145 nucleotides. It is a transcript of the gene BLOC1S2, whose product is annotated as biogenesis of lysosomal organelles complex 1 subunit 2. The transcript has 6 exons. Gene Ontology annotation, molecular function: gamma-tubulin binding. NCBI's taxonomy places the organism in Eukaryota, Metazoa, Chordata, Aves, Psittaciformes, Psittacidae. Gene Ontology annotation, biological process: endosomal transport; lysosome localization. The coding region runs from base 121 to 564 and encodes 147 amino acids. The record is from RefSeq and is a predicted model, not a curated record. Gene Ontology annotation, cellular component: BLOC-1 complex; gamma-tubulin complex; BORC complex.